UUCUGAUAUUACGUAAAAAUCGUCGGCGCUAGCUCUCUCGUUGCCGUAAGCAAUGAAUACGUCGUCUUCUCGAAAGAAGUCUUGCAGAGUGAGUACCGCGCUUCCUCCCAAGGCGAAUAGUUUUUUGAUUGCGCCACUGUCCAAUUUAACGACACACGUGAGAUCCGUCAUAACCUGAUCAAACGACCUCGCUGUCUUCUUAUUCAGGAGAUGACGGACAACUCUGCGUGGCUUCACACCAUUACGGAUAACAGUAAUGAUACGUGGAAAUACGAAGUGGGUAGGUUCAACCUGAAGAAAGGUUUGGAAAGGUUUCGUUCAAGCAAAAUCUUGACAGAGAGAAAAAAAUUCAAGAGUCAAGAAAAGGCAACGAUACACUGA
This is a messenger RNA of Haemonchus placei, 381 nucleotides long. The record is from the annotation of a GenBank genome assembly. NCBI's taxonomy places the organism in Eukaryota, Metazoa, Nematoda, Chromadorea, Rhabditida, Trichostrongylidae.